AUGGGUUCCAUCCAAGCCACCCAGGUCAUCUCAGCGGGUUCAGACCAAGUCACUGUCAUACUCACAAAGGGCCCCAGCCAAGCCGCCGCCGCCGGAAAAUCCCGCGACGGCACCACAUACCUCGUGCACUACUCGCUCAUGCAGCCGCUAGACCCAGCCGCCGCCAAAAAAGCCGCCGAAGACAAGGCGGUCGCCGCCAUUGACGGCAUUCUCAACGACCCGGCGAAGCAGAAACGCCUCAUCGAGCGCCUCGAGCGCCGCAUCCCUGGCGCCAAACAGGCACUACCGCCAAUCACCGUCCAAUUCAUCCUCGGGCACGAGAAGCUCGUCAAACGCCAGCGCUACGAGCCGACGCCGCUGCCGCCGCGCCCCCGCCAGUUUCUGCGUUGA
Messenger RNA from Lasiosphaeria miniovina, 390 nucleotides. RefSeq lists its product as uncharacterized. Lineage: Eukaryota; Fungi; Ascomycota; Sordariomycetes; Sordariales; Lasiosphaeriaceae. Bases 1 to 390 code for a protein of 129 amino acids. The record is from RefSeq and is a predicted model, not a curated record. The transcript has a single exon.